AAAGAAAUGCCCAGUAGCUUUCAUUUUUCAGGCUGUGGCUCACUUACAGCAGCAGGAAGGGCCUGAGGCUGUUAUCUAUGGCUGAAGACAGAUACAACAAAAACACACUUAAGUCUUUGGAAUCUAUUGGUAAAGAAAUCUUAACUGAGUUUUUGGAUGGCUUGGUGAAAACAAACAUUCUCAAAUUGGAGGAAACUGAAAAGAAAAAAAUUUAUGAUGCCAAACUUAGAGACAAGGCCUCAGUCCUAGCGGGCGUUGUGCGACAAAAACAUGAUGAAGCAGGUCAAAUCCUUCUCCGAACCUUCCUUAACCCAGAAAAUCUCUCCAUUGGAACGAAAGACAUGGCUGGACCAGCUGAGGCAGCAGAAGAAUCUACAGAUACCCUCAAGCUUUGUCCUCGUGAAGCAUUCCUGAAACUAUGUAAAGAAAGGGCUGGAGAGAUCUAUUCAAUAAAGGAGAGAAAGGACCGCACUCGUCUGGCUCUCAUCAUAUGCAACAGAGAGUUUCAUCAUCUUCCUAGGAGGGAAGGGGCUGAGCUUGACAUCACAGGGAUGAAGGGGCUGCUUGAGGGCCUUGGCUACAGUGUGGAAGUGCAAGAGAACCUCACAGCCAAGGAGAUGGAGUCAGUGCUGGAGUCAUUUGCUGCCCGCCCAGAGCAUAAGUCCUCAGACAGCACAUUCUUGGUGUUCAUGUCUCAUGGCAUCCUGGCAGGAAUUUGUGGGACUCUGCACAGAGAUGAAGAACCAGAUGUGCUGCCUUAUGACACCAUCUUUCGGAUGUUCAACAACUGCCACUGCCUCAGCCUAAAGGACAAACCAAAGGUCAUCAUUGUCCAGGCCUGCAGAGGUGCAAAUCGUGGGGUAUUGUGGGUCAGUGACUCUCCAGCAGCCUUGGCAGACAGCUCUUCACAGCCACAUGAGGACCUGGAGGAGGAUGCGGUUCACAGAGCACAUGUGGAGAAGGACUUCAUUGCUUUCUGCUCCUCAACCCCACAUAAUGUAUCCUGGAGAGACAUCAAAAAGGGUUCCUUCUUUAUUUCACAACUCAUCACAUGCUUUCAGAAAUAUUCUUGGCGCUGUCACCUUGAGGAAGUGUUUCGGAAGGUACAACGGUCAUUUGAACAACCAGAUGUUAAAGCCCAGAUGCCCACCAUUGAACGAUUAUCCAUGACAAGAUAUUUCUACCUGUUUCCUGGCAAUUGAAAAUAGAAAUUACAGGAGGUCCAGCUCUAUUUUUAACUUCCAGAAGUAGCACCUUUUCCAGAAUGGCACAAAUAUUUAAUCUUUUGUAUUUAAAUAAAAAUGAAACAAACUGUA
This is a messenger RNA of Phyllostomus hastatus (greater spear-nosed bat), 1316 nucleotides long. RefSeq names its product caspase-13-like. The record is from RefSeq and is a predicted model, not a curated record. The transcript is spliced from 9 exons. The coding region runs from base 78 to 1202 and encodes 374 amino acids. Gene Ontology annotation, cellular component: protein-containing complex. Lineage: Eukaryota; Metazoa; Chordata; Mammalia; Chiroptera; Phyllostomidae. Gene Ontology annotation, molecular function: cysteine-type endopeptidase activity; caspase binding. Gene Ontology annotation, biological process: proteolysis; regulation of apoptotic process.